Molecule: messenger RNA, 2237 nt
Organism: Gambusia affinis (western mosquitofish)
Lineage: Eukaryota; Metazoa; Chordata; Actinopteri; Cyprinodontiformes; Poeciliidae
Product: proteinase-activated receptor 2-like
Exons: 2
Coding region: 638-1726 (362 amino acids)
Biological process (GO): thrombin-activated receptor signaling pathway; positive regulation of Rho protein signal transduction; phospholipase C-activating G protein-coupled receptor signaling pathway
Cellular component (GO): membrane
Molecular function (GO): thrombin-activated receptor activity
Source: RefSeq, a predicted model, not a curated record
UAAUUAAUUACUUCCUAAAAUCCUUUGUCAGACAGGAUUUAGACUCUGUGCUUAAAAUAUCCUUGAAGCACAGAGUCAAAGAUAACCUGGCUGAAACAGUCGAAAAGAGAGAGAGAGAAAAAAAAAAUAAUUCUGCUGAUUCUCAUUUAGUGAAGCAACGUCGCUUUCUUCUAGUUUUCUUUUCCAUAACUGGCACAUGCCUAACAUCCUAAGUUUGUACAUGAGAUGUUCGCAUACAAGCCAGUAAUUUAAAAAGAGAAAUGAUGGCUGAUAACAGUCGCAGAUUGCAUCGAUCAAUCAGACUAGAAGAGUCAUUGUACUGACUUGUAUCCUCUGAUAACCUCUAUGUGUGAACACAGUAAACCAGUUCAACGAACUUCUUGGGUGGAAUAUCGACCCUCGUUCCUGGAAAGCAGGCGACGCGUUUUUACAUGAACUCUUCUCCUAAGUACCAAGUCAGUUACCGUCUUGCCAGUGGCCUGGCUGCUUUGCGUAAGUCACGUGACGUAUAGUGACAUCAUCCAGGUGUCAGGAAGUUUGCUUUUGCAACCUGUACAGAGGAAACAAACGGUGUCGACGCAGACCGCGCCCGCUCUCUCAUUUUUAACCUUCGCGUUUGUCAACUGAAUUUGCGGUCAUGUCGAUGUGUGCGACGACAGAAGGAAUGACCAAAGGCUUGACUGGGUCAGAAACAGAUGAUGGCGUAUUUAUUGGCUCUGAAGCUCAAGCAGUCCUGAAAAGCUCUCUCACAACCGUCUUCCUCCCAGCCGUCUACACCUUCGUGUUUGUCGUUGGGCUUCCCACCAACGCCUUGGCUCUAUGGGUUUUCCUCUUCAGGACCAAAAAAAGGCACCCAUCAUCCAUCUACAUGGCCAACCUGGCUCUUGCUGACCUGCUCUUUAUUAUUUGGAUCCCUUUAAAAAUAGACUACCACCUCAAUGGCAACGACUGGAAGUACGGAGACGGGCUGUGCAAAGUUCUGGUGGGGUUCUUCUACGGCAACAUGUACUGCUCCAUGGCCUUCAUCGCCUGCAUUAGCGUCCAACGUUACUGGGGGGUAGUCUACCCAAUGUCCUAUCAUCAAAGGAGCACUGGUUUAGCGGUCUCUGUUUCUGUAGCGGUCUGGGUGCUGGUGUGGCUCAUCACCAUUCCUCUCUACUGCUACGAUCAAGAAGUAAACAUACCAAACAUGUGCAUCCGGACCUGCCAUGACGUCACCAGGCCAAGCCAAAAGAAGACUGCGGCUGGAUACUUCUUGACAAUGGGAACUCUGGGCUAUGUCGUCCCGACAGUUGUGUGCGUCAUGUCGUACGUCCUCAUGCUCAGGGCCCUCCAGGACAACAUGGGGGACCCUACCAUUGCCAAGAAGCGCCGCAAGGCCGUGGUCUUGAUCAUCACCGUCCUGCUCAUGUUCAUCGUCUGCUUCACUCCCAGUAACAUCAUGCUGCUGGCGCACUACAUCCUCCUGCUAGGAGAGGUUGUGAACAACGGGUACGGGUUUUACAUCACCACCCUGUGCCUAGCGAGCCUGAACAGUUGCGUGGACCCUUUUAUCUAUUACUUCAUCUCCGAGGACUUCAGGGAGCACGUGAAGAACACGUUUCUGUGCAGGAGUCAGAGGACAGUUGAGAGGCAAAAGGUCUCCUUCAGCGCUCUGAAGUUCUCCAAGAAGAGCGGCUCGUAUACCACCAGUAGCACGCGAAACACACAGAGCAGCGAUUGCUGAUGGCGGUGUCGUUAUUAACCCUCCCGUGGUCUUAGCGUGGCGCUCUGAAGGAGCGUGUAGGAUAUCAAGGUGGGACAGCGGGGAAGCAGGAGGGUUGUAAAAGCUCAGGCGGGUUCAGUGUGACCCCCGUCAGACUGCUCACAGGGUGAAGAGUUUGCGGGGUCAACCCUCGCUUAAGACUACAGAGGGUUAAACUCAGGUUUGAGAGAAAAUAGAUCUUGAGAUGGAGCAGUUGGGAACAGGUCUAUGAUUUUCUAGAGCUUUUUUUUGCAUGGUGAAUAUUUGUUUUUGAAAAAUAAUGUGUACAUUUUUUUUUUUUUUAUAUAUAUAUAUAUUGUGCAUUCUGCUAUAUGCCUCAUUUUAUUGCUAUUUUUGACCAGUUACCUUGAUUACGUAGAAGAUACUUAUGUUGUGGUUUUAGAUAAAUGAAUGUAGCUUUUUUGUGUGCAACAAGACUGUAAAUCAAUUAGUUAAUGACACCUUUUACCUAUUAAAUUAUGUAAAACUACCU